AUGCUUCCCAAAUUCACAAAAGCAUUCCGUGGGGCGGAAGAUGACCUCGAAAAGGCGCCUCGCGUGAACAAUGCUGGAGCCUCCGAAUCCAGCAGCAACGCCCAGUACGACAGCUCCAGCGACAAUGCCGUGCCGGGCGAGAGCUUCGAGUAUGGUAAUUCCACCUACGCGAAGAUUCAGCGAUUCGCAGGCAAAUUCCACAUCGAACAGCGAGGCGUCGAACGGGUCCCAGAGUCGGAGCGAACCGAUACCUCUUAUCUCAACAUUGGCAGCAUGUGGCUGGCCGCAAAUAUGGUCUCCAGUUCCUUUGCUAUUGGUGUCCUGGGGAAAUCCACCUUUGACCUGGGCUUCCUGGAUGCCAUCCUGGUGUGCCUCUUCUUCAACCUCCUCGGUGUGAUGACCGUGUGCUUCUUCUCGUGCUUCGGUCCUGCGUUUGGGUUGCGCCAGAUGGUGCUAUCGCGAUUCUGGUUUGGAUGGUGGGCUGUGAGAGCCAUCGCCGUCCUCAACGUGAUCGCUUGUGUUGGUUGGUCCGCUGCCAACGCCAUCGUCGGCGCCCAGCUUCUCAACGCCGUUAAUGGCGAUGUUCCAGGAUACGCCGGUAUCCUGAUCAUCUCCUUCUGCACCCUGUUCAUUACCUUCGCCGGCUACAAAAUCGUCCACGCGUACGAGUACUGGAGUUGGAUCCCGACCUGUAUUGUGUUUUGGAUUGUGCUCGGCACAUUCGCCCACUCAGGUGACUUCGUCAACAUCCCCAUGGGUGUCGGAAUGUCCGAGCUCGGCUCCUGCCUCUCCUUCGGAUCAACCGUCUAUGGAUUCGCAACUGGCUGGACUAGCUAUGCCGCCGAUUACACUGUAUACCAGCCCAAGACCCAGAGUCGCCGUCUGGUGUUCUUCUCCGCCUGGCUCGGUCUCAUCGUCCCGCUGAUCUUCACCCAAUUCCUCGGUAUUGCCGUGAUGUCUGCCACCUCCAUCGGCGAUGGCGUACACAACAAAUACGCAGAGGGCUAUGCCGCCUCUCAAAACGGUGGCUUGAUCGCCGCCGUGCUCGAGCCUCUCGGUGGCUUCGGCAAGUUCUGUCUGGUCAUUCUCGCUUUGUCCAUCAUUGCGAACAACUGUCCUAACAUCUACUCUGUCUCCCUGACCCUGCAAGUGCUGGGAGAGCGCACCCAGCGCGUGCCACGUUUCAUCUGGACCUUCUGCGCCACGUGUGUCUCCCUCGCCAUCGCAAUUCCAGGCUACUCCCACUUCGAGACGAUUCUGGAGAACUUCAUGAACCUCAUCGCCUACUGGUUGGCCAUUUACUCCGGCAUUGCCAUUUCCGAUCAUUUCGUUUUCCGACGUGGAUUUGCAGGCUACUGUGCCGACGAUUAUGACAAGCCCCAUAAGCUGCCUAUGGGCAUUGCCGCUUCUGUGGCGUUCUGCUUCGGUGUUGCCGGUGUGGUCGUGGGUAUGAGUCAAACAUGGUGGACUGGGCCCAUUGCUAGACAUGCUGGCGACCCUGCAGUUGGCGGCGACGUCGGCUUUGAGCUUGGCUUCGCAUUUGCUUCAGCGACAUAUUGCAUAUUGCGACCGAUUGAGAAGCGUUAUAUUGGUCGGUAA
Molecule: messenger RNA, 1599 nt
Organism: Penicillium olsonii
Lineage: Eukaryota; Fungi; Ascomycota; Eurotiomycetes; Eurotiales; Aspergillaceae
Source: the annotation of a GenBank genome assembly